AUGUCGCCCGCACUACUCGACAUCUCCAACGAGCUGCUGGAUAUUGUCAUCGAUGGACUACCUGAACAUCACAUUACCAAGCACUUCAAACGAGAAGACGUCAAACAGCUUCGUCUAGUUUGUCAAGAGCUCGAGAAGAGAACCCGUAUACGUUUUGGGAAGGAGUUCUUCUUUCGCCUGGUUGCGAGGAUCGUUCCUGGAGGUUUCGACACUGCACACCAUAUCCUCGACGAUGCGAUAUUCCGUGAAUCUGUCUGCAGUCUCGACAUUGAAAUUGGUCCGAAACUCCCGCCGUUACAAUUUGAUCGGGUUCUGCCCUCACGGAACGGGACUUUUGCAGCAGACUUUGCAAGAGUAGUGACACAUCCUCCUUCAAGUCUGAAGUCUCUCAGCAUCAAGAGCCCAUGUGCACCUGAAGGAGCAAGCAUAAAGAUUUUCAAGAUGAUCCAUCAUGGAUUUUACAAAGUGAUCACAGACUUUUUGCAGGCUAUUUCUUCAUCAAAGGAACUGCAACUUGACAAUUUGAGCCUAGGCUGCGGUUACGUUCCAGGGAAACAAAUACCUGCAGUUCCAAUGGCCUUAGAUCUAUUGUUGCUUCCAACCAUAAAUUGGCUGGAUCUCCUUACUAUCGCACCCAAACUGAGAGACUUGGAGUACGACGGGAGAGGCAGUAUGUUCCCCGGAAUGUACAGCAUCCCAUCAAGUCUACGCGAUCAUCCAACACUUCAGCGCCUCUCGCUCGGGGAUUUGGCCCUCACCAAAAAUGUCCUCGUAGAAGGCUUGGAAAGAUGCCACGCGACUCUGACGAUACUGUGUCUCGCAGAUAUUCGAUUGGCCCAAGGUACAUGGCGCGAAGUCUUCCACUACCUGCGGGAAUAUAUGUAUCUUGGAUUUGUCGAACUCAUGGAUCUCGAGCAAGCAGAGCUCUAUGUAUCUCUUGAGCCGAUCAUCCGACAGCGACCGACCGUGGUAGACCUGGAGAAUAUGACGGAUUUUGGGCCCUGGGAAAAUGCAAUACUGGCGAUGCGACCACCGCCGAUGGUUGAGGCAGACGAUGAGGCGGCACGAGGCAAGGAGCUAGAGGAACUCCUUGCCGACGACUGGAUCUUGGUUGUGCAUAACACUAGAGGGAUGAGGAUCGUCGAGUUGGACGAUGAACAGGGAGACAAUUUGGACGAAUGGCUGGCUAUUUUAGAGGCCCAGCAUCAAUUGAUAUGA
Parastagonospora nodorum SN15 is the source of this 1218-nucleotide messenger RNA. RefSeq lists its product as hypothetical. Bases 1 to 1218 code for a protein of 405 amino acids. The record is from RefSeq and is a predicted model, not a curated record. The transcript has 3 exons. NCBI's taxonomy places the organism in Eukaryota, Fungi, Ascomycota, Dothideomycetes, Pleosporales, Phaeosphaeriaceae.